AUGUCCCUCCAAACCUUCCACCUCUUUUCCGCCCUUCCAAAAGAACUUCGCGAUCUAGUCUGGCUUCAUGCUCUUCCUCCUCCUCGUAUAAUAGGCGUUGAGGAAACUUUUGAAACGAUUUCCCAUUUUGAAAAGAGGACGUUUGGAAAAGAAAUAGUUGAUGACGAUGUUCAUCCUGAUUUGGAGUAUUUUGGAAUCGAUAUGAUGGCGCCGAUGAUACAGGAAUUUGUGUUGGAUAAUGGGUUGGAUUUUGAGAUUGAGAAUCUGGAGUCUGGCGAAGAAGCAACGGUGCAGAUGGGAAAGGGAAAGGGAAAGGGAAAAGAGAAAGAGGAAAGAGAAUUCGUACCGCUGUAUUUGAGAUCAAGGGAUACUCACUACCGACAAGGUAUCACUCCCUCACGCCUUUCCGACCCCCUGCUCUACUCUUACUACCAAGCCACUCGCCGUGGAUCCCUCUAUUCCCACUCCCCCAUCCCCUCUCUGCUAAAGACAUGUCGCGACUCUCGCUCCUGUAUGCAACGUCUCGGCUACACCCUCACAUUCUCCACUCGCACCUCCCCUCCCCGGAUCUGGUUCAACUACACCCAAGACAUUCUUUUCCUCCGCGCCCUUGAUUCCGACAUCAACGAAGGAAUCAUGUCCGAGCUCGUCGACGGUACCGGAACAAACAUCGGGCAAUUUCGUCCUGUGGAAUUCACACAGGUGAGACGCCUCGCGCUCGAUUUCUCAAAAUGGAUAGGUUGGGAUGAACACUGGCAGUAUGAAAUUUCGCGAGUCGUGAAACUUUUUACGAAUCUAGAUGAGUUGUUCUUGGUGUUGAAUUGCGAUUGGUGGUUCCAGGAUAUUCGCGGAGGCUUUAUUACGGGACUUCCUAAACAUCCUACUUUUGCAUCCGCUUCUUCUUCGCCUACUAAUCCCUAUUUCUCUCCUGAUUCUGCAUCCUCGCGUCCUUUUCCCAUUUCUGAGCAUUGGAAAUCGGGAGGCGGAAUAGAUUGGAGUCAUGGUGGGGGAACCACGUUGAAAACUCCCGCGAAUUCAUCGUUUCCAUGGGGAUUUAGAAACGUAGAGAACGAAGGGGAUUUUUGGAGAAAUUAUGUAACCCCUACGCCUGGAACGUUUGCACUGACGAAUGAUGGGAAUUAUCGGUUCAAGAUUAGGGAGUUUGAGAGAAGGGGGGAGGGGAAUAGGAGGGGAGAGAGAAAAGAUUUUUUCGGGGAGUGGAAGAGAGAGGUGGAGGAGAGUUUGAGGGAGAAAUGGGAGGAGGAUGGAGAGAGAGAUAAUGGGGAGUGGAGUGUGCCGAAGAUACGGUUGGUUUUCUUGAGACAGGAGGAGGGCUUGGAUAACAUCUAA
This is a messenger RNA of Botrytis fragariae, 1350 nucleotides long. RefSeq lists its product as uncharacterized. Bases 1 to 1350 code for a protein of 449 amino acids. The transcript has a single exon. The record is from RefSeq and is a predicted model, not a curated record. NCBI's taxonomy places the organism in Eukaryota, Fungi, Ascomycota, Leotiomycetes, Helotiales, Sclerotiniaceae.